UCCAAUGAGACAAGGCAAUAAACUUGAGGCGAGGUAGUGACAUUCGAAUAUUACUAGUCGGCAGCCAAUAGUUGUAGCCGCAGCAAUCAUAUUUUGUUUACGUUUACUGCUCCGUUUCGUUGGACAGACUAUAAAUGUAAAAUAGCAACUCGGUAGCUGUACGUCAAUAUGAAGUAGCAGUAGAUAGCUUUCAGAGUAGAUUAAGGUCUUUCCCAUUUUUUCUUAGAUCGCUUUCUUGGUUGGAAGAAAAUUAGUUAAUAUUUACCAGUGUUCUUUAUUUUUUAUAAAAUUGUUUCUGUAAAUUCAACUAAAAUCUGUGAAUAAAAUUUAUAAAAAUUACUCUUUAAACUGUGAAAUAUUCGAUAUUUCCUGUAUUUCACACAUAUGCAUAUGGAUUAAUGUAUAGUUAAGAAUAUGUUCAUGCGAUUUUCAUUCAUAUUGUUCGAUUUAUUUAAAUCCAGUGACCAUUCGGCUGUCCUACGUACACCGUUUCUCGAGCGGACCGCCUUCCAUCACGGCGUGCUCGCAGCACGCUUCAAAAUCGAUAUGUAAAUCGGCGUUAGACGGAUGAAAUGGUAGACGGACGGCCUAUAACAACGGAUUUGGGAAAUACUUGGUAAAUAGGUGGUAGUAAAGUACUUACGAGUGAACGAAGAGGCGUUGAUAAAAAGAUUAUCAGUUGGAGAUACGGUGUCGGAGGUGGACAAUACGAAACGAAAGCUUCUAUGGGAUAUAAUAUCGCGAAUUGGGAAAUGAUACGCACGAGGGAGGAAUUGGUGGAGAAAUUGGGCCUGGACGCCGCGGAUGACACUCAUACUUUAUUGAACAAUAUGGUAGACGUCAGAGCGUGCUACAAGCCAAACGGAAAAUCGUGGUUCCGUGGCGUUCGAAGCAGCAAAUUUCGCCACGUAUACGGCGUACCAGCAAAACGGGAGAAAUGCUACGACAAUAUCAAGAUCACGAAGAACGCCCACGACUCGCAAUUCUGCGCAGUGAAUCCCAAGUUCCUGGCCAUCGUAACGGAAGUGGCUGGCGGCGGAGCAUUUCUAGUCUUGCCGCUCGAUCGCACUGGUAGGCUGGAUUUUAACGCUAGUAGAGUGACUGGACACACUGGACCGGUUCUGGACAUCAAGUGGAAUCCGUUUAACGAUAACAUCAUCGCUUCCUGUUCCGACGACUGCACUAUAAAACUGUGGCACAUUCCUGACGGUGGUAUAUCACGAAAUCUGACCGAGUGGCUAGUUGAGUUGCAAGGGCACAAACGUCGUGUCGCGUACAUAGAAUGGCAUCCUGUUGCUGAGAACGUGCUUUUCAGCGCUGGCUUCGAUCAUCUUGUUAUCGUAUGGGACAUAAAUAAAGGAGAGGCUGUCAAUAUCAUCGAUAGGCAUCCUGACGUCAUUUAUAGUAUAUCGUUGAAUCGUGACGGUAGCUUGCUGGCGACAACGUGCAAGGAUAAAAAAUUAAGGGUUUUCGAGCCAAGAUCUGGCAUCGUAGUUUCUGAAGGAGUUUGCCAUGCCGGAACAAAAGCUAGCAAAGUGGUUUUCCUUGGUAGCUCUGGACGUCUUCUUACGACUGGCUUCAGUCGUCACUCCGACAGACAGUAUGCCAUUUGGAGUCAGCAUGAUUUGAACGUACCAUUGAUAUGUGAAACUAUUGAUUCCUCCAGUGGAGUAGUAUUUCCAUAUUAUGAUAAUGACACCAACAUGGUGUAUCUGGCGGGAAAGGGUGAUGGUAAUAUUCGAUACUAUGAAGUAGUAAACGAGGCACCCUGGAUGCAUUACCUCAGUCAAUUCAUCUCUGGAAAUCCUCAAAGAGGAUUAGGUAUAAUGCCAAAGAGGGGCGUAAACACAGCCAUCUGCGAAGUAUUUAGAUUUUAUAAAUUGCACGCGACUCGAGGAAUGUGCGAGCCGAUAUCCAUGAUAGUUCCUCGAAAGAGCGACCAAUUUCAAGAAGAUCUAUAUCCUGACACUGUAGGUACCUGUCCAGCUUUAUCAGCCAGGGAUUGGAUAAGUGGCAUGAAUAAUCCACCAAUUUUAAUCUCUUUGAAAACCGGUGGUAGCAUUACCACGCACAAACCACGAGUGUACAAACCACCGCAACUUCCACCGACAACCGAUUUAAAUAAUAAGAAGAAAUUCGCCUUUUUGUCUACCGAGACUGUACCAGAUUACAGGCCCAUCGAGUUUCACGAUAUGUCAGAGAAAAGCCAAAAAACUUCUAGCAAUCAAAGCACCAAGUUCCAACAGUUGCAACAAAAAUUCGGCAGUGUUGUGCUACAGAAAAAUAUCAUUUCCGCGCCACUGAACGAUAAUAAGGUCUUGGAGAAUGUAGACAUUCCUAACAACGAGGCUGAAUUAAGAUUAGCAUUUGCUCGUCAGACUGACGAGUUACGAUUGGUACGAAGGCAGCUCACGAAUAGUCAGUUACGCGUGAAAGAACUGGAAGAGCAACUUCGCAAGCUUCAGCGUCAGUAAAUUUUAUUGAAGAUCCUCAACGUAUGCGCCGAGCAAACUUCCUUGUAGCUUUGUUGCUAGUUGUAUGAGAAACAUGGUACUUAACGAACAAAUAACGCAUACGUGUAUUGUUCAUGGCAAUCUAAAUGUCUAAGCUUUCGACAAAAUUUGCACAAAAGGAAAAAGAAACAAAAAAUAAAGGCAGUGCAAAAGGAUAUUUAAAGGUGUCCGAAAAACUUUCAGAACUGAAAAUAUACACUGGUUAUAUAUUAGUAACAUAUUAAUGCAGUUAUGUAAUUCUCUCUAGUGUAUCUUGUGAACGAUAUACGAUGCAUUUUUAUAGCAUUUCUCGUUUCUCUAUACGUUAUCUUCUCUCUUUGCAAUUUCUCGUGUGGCGAUCUUGUACCGUUGUUAGAAGAAAACGCAGCAAUGAAGCAACAAUAAUUUAGUCAAUUUUUUUAGAACGCAGUUCGGAAACAUGUUCUGCUGUAGAGAAACUGAACAAAAAGAAAUGAACAAAUGAUUGUGAUUUACACUAUUGCCUUCACUAUACAGACGAGUUUUUGUCUAUAUAAAAUGUUGAUAUUUCUCCGAGAUGCAACGUCUCAUGUAUGCAACUUUUGCACGUUUUAGCAAGUGUACUUCCCUUUCUGUUAUACGAAGUUCAAUGCGUUUCUUUCGCUUGCACAUCAAGGUAUAAAUAUACACACGUUACAGCUAUUAUACGAAUUUCUCCAUCUAUCCGAGGAACUAAUUUUUCAUUUGAAGUUAUACGUGCGAUCAUAACGAGGGAGAAAGAUCAGCUUAAUAUAAAGAUGUAAAACUUGGACAAAGUAUUAAAUGUUCAGUACAUGAAGAAUUGUACCUGUCUUGUGCAUACGCACGUUUAUCGUAUGCGACUCGUUCUAUAUAGAAUUGUCGUACAUAGAGUGAUAGAUAAAUACAGAGAUAUUUAGGAGUUGCGUAGAGGAUAUUAUGGACGCAAUAAAAAAAAAAAAAAAAAGAAAACGGACAUCAUUCGGAGAUUCGAAAAAUAGCACAAGAUGCAAGGACUAAUUAUGACUAAUAAUUAAAAUUAAGAUUUCCUGGAAACGAGAAUCACAGAAAAAGAGAUAGUUCGAUGAAUUUUCUGUAAUACUUAUUUUGUUGAUUUCUUUCAAAUGAAUUUAUGUAUUAAUAUCUUGGCGAUAUUUACAAUCGCAUUUAUGUCGUUUGAUUUGUUUCCUAUACUGAAUUAACGUUUAUUUCUCGAUGUUAAUAAUCAGUUAUAUUUAUUAAUUCCAUUAUAAUGGCUGUACAUUAAUCAAUCAACUAACUUAAAACUAUUAUUGUGUUCUAUUUCAUAUACGUCCCGUUUUUCUUUUUUUCCAUGCGUAAGGUAAUAUAAUAACGACGGUGUAUCUAGCUUAUUAACGUUUAAGCUAUCUUGUAUUGUCGAGUGUAUUGAUCACUGCCACAUUCACUGCCAUGGUACCUGUGGCAAUACAAUGUUUUCUUUUUCAGCGAACACAUGGCAGUGACGAUAUUUAUUAUACACUAUAAUUAGUUUCGAAUCUUAGGCUGACACUUCUUUUAUACAAUUAAAUACAUAGAACUUGUAUGUAUAUGCAUAGAGGAAAUUUUGUCAAUCAGAGAGAAAGAAAGCAAAUGGACCUAGAGUGAUCAAGGAUGAUUAAGUAAUUAAAAAGAAGGAAGAAAACAGUAGCAACUUUUUAUUCACUUCUAUUCAUAUUAUUGUAUAUGCAAAAUAAUGCUGAUAUAUGUGUGUCAAAUUAUAUAUUUCUAGGACCAACAAACCAGGAAAGAAAUUGUUAGCCACAAGAAAUUCUAUUAUUGCUUAGUAGCGAUCAGAUUUAGUAAUGAUUUAUAUACACUGUUUAUACAUAUAUAUAUGUAUUUUUCAUACGAUAUAUAGUUGUAAUUUCGAGCGAAGAAAAUGUAAAAAAAAAAAAGGGAGAAAAAGAAAGAAGAAAGAGAACACGAGUGAAUAUUCUAACAAUAACUAAUGUAUAUGCUUGUGUUCAGUGCACAUCAAUUAUUGUAACGAAAAAAAAAGAAAAAGAAAAAAAAGAAGAGGAAAAGAAACGACACAAAAUAUGAACACAAAAAGAAAACUCAUUACUGAUGUGAGCUUUAUCAUAUGAUGAAUGUUCAACCCGAUUUACGAGAACUGAUCAUUAAUACAUGUAGCAUGAUGGCAAAAUAUCACUCCGAAAUAUUUCGCUCUGUGUUACAUUUAAUAUUUUAAACACAGCCAUACGUACGGUUAGAGAAAUCAUUAAUCAUUGUGUUAUCAAGGAUAGUAGACUAUGUAUUGCGUUAGUCGUCAGGUAUCUUAAUAUUAUCGAUAUUAUGCUCGAUAUUAGCCUGUGUGUGCGUUCUUUUUCUUUUUACAACUAUAAAAAGACAACUUAUUAUACGAUGGAGCUUGCAUAAAAUAUGUGCAUUUUUUGCAAAAAGACAAAGGGAAAGAAUGAUUUCCAUCAUAAAAACCGCUUCGCAAUCAGUUUCGCAAUCUUAUAAUCUUUGUAUUACUCGACGAAGAUCUUUUGCUUGACAAACACAUUAAUAUGAACACGUGUAUCGUCGUAUUGAAAAAUGCUAUCCUAUGUACCGUUCGCUAUAUAAACGUGGAUAUACCAAAGAACGUGCAAGUACCUUACUACGGAUCGUCGUGAGACAAUUUUGUUACCACCAGUUGAGCGACUAUAUCAUAUUAUAUUUAUACUCAGAAAAACGAGUACGUGAAUGUAAGACGAGUGGAGGAUUCUCGUUUGAUGAAAAUAAAGAACAAAACAUUCGAUCGCA
Messenger RNA from Bombus pascuorum, 5261 nucleotides. Its product is annotated as coronin-2B-like. The record is from RefSeq and is a predicted model, not a curated record. The coding region runs from base 726 to 2474 and encodes 582 amino acids. Gene Ontology annotation, biological process: actin filament organization. The transcript is spliced from 10 exons. Gene Ontology annotation, molecular function: actin filament binding. Lineage: Eukaryota; Metazoa; Arthropoda; Insecta; Hymenoptera; Apidae.